Messenger RNA from Cryptomeria japonica (Japanese cedar), 1245 nucleotides. Its product is annotated as late embryogenesis abundant protein D-34. The transcript is spliced from 2 exons. The record is from RefSeq and is a predicted model, not a curated record. Lineage: Eukaryota; Viridiplantae; Streptophyta; Pinopsida; Cupressales; Cupressaceae. The coding region runs from base 211 to 1008 and encodes 265 amino acids.
CCCACGUACCAGCGCCGACAUUAUCCAUGCAACACGUUGCAAUAUUUCAAUCCCUGAAUGAUCAUGUCCAUGGUGAAUACAUAUAUAAAGCAAUCCUCAAUCCGUCAGCUCCACCGAAUGACUGAAUUCGACAUAGAUAUCUGAAAAAAAAAUCAGCAGGUUGUGAGUUGUGAGAAAGAAAACCAAGAUAAAACGAGCUUGAAGAUAGAAAUGAGUGAGGCGGAGGAGACAGGGCAAGCACAGGCAAGAAGGGGGCAUAACACUGAAUCAGAAGCCAUAACAUACGGAGAAGUCUUCAAAGUGAGAGGAGAUUUAGCAAGGCAGGCCAUAAGUCCAGGCGACGCAGCCCUGAUGCACAGCGCAGAGACGAGGGCGCUGGGCCAAAUGCAGAAAGUCGGUGUGGCGGCACGCAUGCAAGAGGCGGCUCACGUGAACGAGAUGGCAGGUGUGGUGGACAAGGGCGACGACACCAGCCUUGCGGCGGUGCAGGGGAUGGCGGUGACGGAAACUGUCGUCCCGGGCAGAAAGGUGAGAGUAGAGUACGUCAGUGGGCAGCCCGUUUCGUGCGACAUUCAAACGGCGCCUGCCCCCCAUGCAACUGCAGCCGCCGCCAAUGUCACAAUUGGCGAGGCGUUGGAGGCGGCAGCACUGAGGUCGGGGGAUAAGCCAGUGGAGCAAAGCGACGCCGCCGCAAUCCAAUCAGCGGACCGACGAGCUACCGGAAUCCCUGUGGAAGUGCCCGGCGGCAUUGCCUCAGCAGCUCAGUCUGCUGCAGAUAUGAAUCCGGGCCUGCCUUACGAGGAGCGUACCACUCUGGCCGAUGUUCUUUCUACUGCGACUCUGGAUCUUCCUGCUGAUAAGGCUGUGAUGAUGGAGGACGCGCAUAGGAUAAAGGAGAGAGAGGCAAGGCGGAGAGUGAGCGGACAAGUGUUUCCUGGGGGCGUGGGAGAUACCAUGGAAGCUGCCGCCCUGAUCAAUGAACCAGGGGACCUCACUGUUGAUCACUAGCCCAUUUUUUGUUUAUGUUUUGCCUUAGUAUAUUGGUCUUGCACAAUGUGAGUGGCUUGUAGUUGUGAAUGUAGAUGUGAAGUUUGUGUGAUGGGAUGUGGAGAAAUUAUGUAUAGUGUAAGCUUUUGUAUUAAUCGCCAUUUUGAAGCUGGGAAUCGGACUUUUUGUAGAAGAUCAUCUAUGGCUACUUGUAAAAGAGGAAUUACGAGGUAGACAUUGAUUUUCAUUGAGAAACUU